AUGCCAUCAAUGGCGGCCACUGGACCUGACCAGGAGGAGGAGCUUGCUUUGCCGGUUGACGACGGAGGAGGCAGCUCCGGUGGAGAUCACGCCUCCUUUCUCUCCACAUUUCUUCUUUACAUUGGUGCCCAUGAGCUUUUCUCGCCACAGAUGUGGAAAGCGGCCAUGACAGAGUUCGUAGCAACAGCCUUGCUGGUAUUUUGCUUAACAACCUCCAUCGUCUCGUGCUUGAAAUCCAACGAAUCAGAUCCAAAGCUCUUAAUCCCAAUCGCCGUUUUCAUCAUCCUCUUCCUCUUCCUCCUCGUCACUUUCCCUCUCUCCGGCGGUUUUUUGAGCCCUAUUUUCGCCUUCAUCGCCGCCCUAAGAGGCGUCAUAACCUUCACUCGCGCCGCCGUCUACAUUCUCGCUCAAUGUCUCGGCUCCAUCAUAGCCUUUCUCCUAAUCAAGGACGCAAUGAGUCCCGAUGUUGCCGAAAAGUACUCUCUCGGCGGCUGCACCAUCCACGGCACCGGCGACACCCCUGGCAUCGGUAUCGCCACGGCUCUGGUUCUCGAAUUCGCCUGCACCUUCGUGGUUCUCUAUGUCGGAGUAACGGUGGUGCUCGACCAGAAGAUGAGCGAGCGGCUCGGUCUGCCGAUGGUGUGCGGGAUGAUCGCGGGGAGUUCGGCGGUGGCGGUUUUCGUCUCCACCACGAUUACAGGGCGGGCUGGGUACGGUGGGGUGGGGCUGAAUCCGGCGAGGUGUUUAGGGCCGGCGGUGUUGAGAGGGGGACGGUUGUGGGAAGGGCAUUGGGUGUUUUGGGUGGGGCCGUUUGCGGCGUGUGUGGCUUAUUAUGGAUUUUCUGUCAAUUUGCCGACGGCGCCGUUGGUUGGAGCGAAGGGGGAUAUCGGGAUUUUGAAAAUGGCCGGCAGUUGUUGGCGGUGGCGCCGCCGCCGGAGGUUGGAAGAAAAGUUAGGGCAAAAUGUUUAA
Cucurbita pepo subsp. pepo (vegetable marrow) is the source of this 969-nucleotide messenger RNA. RefSeq names its product aquaporin TIP1-2. The record is from RefSeq and is a predicted model, not a curated record. Gene Ontology annotation, biological process: transmembrane transport. Gene Ontology annotation, molecular function: channel activity. Lineage: Eukaryota; Viridiplantae; Streptophyta; Magnoliopsida; Cucurbitales; Cucurbitaceae. Gene Ontology annotation, cellular component: membrane.